AUGGAAACUGCGUUACGCUCCGGGCGGCCGGAGAACAAAACAAGAGCGCGAGGACUCAUUCCAGUCUUCAUUUCAGCACCACGCGAGCUCCUGGACAGCGCCCGAAUGAACUCGCGCGCAGCUUCUAGCCCCACAUGCCUUGAAAGGGACAGAGUCGCAUCAGCACCGAGACUAAGCGGAGUGGGUAGGGACUUUAGAGGAGAAACAACCCCUUCCAUAGGAGAGACCGAGACUCAGCAGAACUGAAACUCGGUGGAUGUUAAAGGUUUAGUUCUUCUGUAGAGCCGGGAGCUCCGUCAGAAGCCACAGCAACAGGUAAGACGAUAACGCCACGUACCCUAAAGUACUUUGGUUGGUUGCAUUAAGUGUCUAUACUGGUAUUUAAUGUGUUUGCUUGGAAUUACACCCACCCGUUAUCGCACCAGGGACUUAAUUGCGGUUAAUUGGCCUCACCUGGUAUCUCAGGAGUGAGUAAGCGCGCGAUUAGGUGAUUAGAGUGAGCAGCAGCAUGGCUUUGGACCAUUUUCAAUGUUUCUAAACAAAACAUCAUACAGGGUCGAUUCAAACAGAAAAACAACCACACUCAUAGUUAACAAACAAAAUAGUGUCCAAAUACAUGAAGAAGCAGUCUUUGAAAACAUCACACUUGUGUUAUAGCUGAUUUUUUAUGCAUUUGGUCCACAAUUAUUGCACUUGAACUUGGAAAUUGUUACUUUUUAUAAAAAAUCUUCUUGGAGUUGAAUCAUAUUUGUCCAGGUGAAUAGAAGAGAAAGGGGAGAUGUAGGCAUUGAACAUGUGAAAACCAGAACAUGUGAAAAAGUCAGUGACAUGCAUAGGUAAAUUAGCUCUAAGAGGACACAGUAAUUCUUCCCCAGUAUACUACUUUUAGAUUUCACAAGGUGAAACUCCGACUCACUGUGAGUGUUUGUACAUAUUUAGAUUCAGUUCUUUGCAUAUUAGACAAUCUGAUUUGUUGGGUUUUCAGAGACCAAGGAUUAUAUGUGUGCUGAGCCGAUACGCCUGGAUGAGUCACUCAGGCUGCAAGUUUGCAGAAGAGUGCUGAAGGGGAGGGGGAGAUACAGGGGAUAGCUGGAAAACAGUCCUGCAGUGCUUCUCUGCCUCCCGAGAACAUUUUCUUUGUGUGUAUGAUCAGUGUCAACAUCUGGGGCUACAUUAACCACCUCUGGUUGUGCUCCUGCAACUUGAAUUUUACCUUGCUGUAGCUGGACACAAACAGAUGUCUCAUCCAUGGCAGUGUUUUUUAGGAGUUAUGUGUUCUCAGACUUAACUUCAGUGUCUACUGGUAAGUGUUCUCUGUUGUUUUUGAGUGAGCAGACAGGUACUCCUCUUUAACUGCUAUUGAGUAAAGUGCUGCCCUUAAGUGACUGUUGAAAUGUGUGCAGCAUGAAUUAGACAGUUUAUAGACACUCUCUUUGAUAGAUUGUUUGCGGUUGUUGCAGACGAUAGCACUUAGAUGUCAGACAAACUUACCAGAAAGCAUCGCAUUACUGCUCAUUAGUAUCACAGUGUUUACCUUGCUUGUAUUGACAAAUCAUAGCAAUCAGCAGCAUUCAGCUGUAGCACUGAGUGACAUCCAUUGAUUCGAGCAAACAAUAGAUCAUAAUGGGCUGCUAUGAACCACAGUUGCACACUCAAAUACAAGCACAGGCUCUCUGAAACACUUUUUGUGCACCUACAAUUGCACUUGCACAAACAUAACAGACUCUACAGACUGACUCAGUGAUGCAGAUUCUUUGUUUGGUGAAAGCUGGGUCUAGUUUGUGCCGAUUGACUGAUGCACCCUGAAUGUAAAGAAUUUUACGCAACUGCCUGAAAGAUUACACGGACCAGCCAAAUGAAAAUAAUUGGCUGAUAUCAAACCCCACUUUGUUCCAAUUUGUGUAACAAUUUACAAUGAUGUUAAGUUACCGCUUUCCUGUGCUCCCGUGAAUGUGAGGGGGAGUCUUUGUUUGUAGUGUAUAUACAUAUCAUGUGGUGCACUCAGACACAAAAACAGAUGUGUGUCUUUAAUUAGUGAUGUUGGUGUGAUUAAUGCAGUCUGCCGGUGAUGACUCAUUCGGCUUAACCCUUGCUCCUCUGGUGGAAACAAUCAAUAAACAAAGAUUCUGCUUGCCUUUGCAUGUCAUUGUCAUAUUCAUUAUUAUAAUAUCCUGAAAAGUCAUUUUAAAUCAGUAGAUUAGUAGGAUUUUUCAGUUGUUUAAGUUUUGCAAGAAUGUAUUGUAUUAAAUUUUUAAUAUUGCUUGGGUUUGUUUUCUGUCAUUUAUAUAGAGCAAAUACUUGGUUGUGACCUGGUCAGUCGGGGGGGCGUAUUUAUGCAGAGCACAUCUAUGUGUAUCGCACCAUGUGUCAUCUUGUCAACACAGCAGUUACAUUAGCAUUGUGGAAAAGCUGUCAGCCAAGCUGUGACUUACAGACAGCAGACUGGCAGGGAGUGUGCAUAUGAGUGUGAGUGAGUGCUCUGUGUGUGUGUGUGUGUGUGUGUGUGUGUGUGUGUGUGUGUGUGUGUGUGUAACAGAUAGAAAGGGAGUUAGAAUAAACUCUCACUGAUGUCCUCCUCCCUCUCCUUUCAGGGCAACAGUAUGUCUGAAACCAAAGUCAGUCAGCGGUUCCACAGCCUAAAUGCUGAGCAGGUGGAGGUUCUCCAUCAAGUUUUGUCCGAAGUUGUUCCAAUCCACGGCCGGGGAAACUUUCCAACAUUGGAGCUGCGUCCUCGAGACAUAAUCAUAGCUGUGCGAGCCAGGCUUCAGAAGCAGGGAAUCACAGUGAGAGAUGUGCGUCUGAACGGCUCUACGGCCAGUCACGUCCUCGUCAGAGACAGUGGAACGAGCUACAAAGACCUGGACAUCAUCUUUGGGGUUGAGUUGCCCAGCCAGGAGGAGUUCCAGGUAUGAUUACUGUCCUGCUUGAAGAGCAGCUGCGUGUAAUAACAGCUGAGCACUGGAGUUCAUUCCCACUGACAGCCAUUCAUUUGUCUGUAUUAUUCUGAAGCACAACAUUGUAUCUCCAAGGUGCUGCAGUAUUGAUUAUGUGUUGCCACCUCGAUGUCCUAACCACAAUUUGGCUGUUGUACACGGAAAAUGUUGAAUCAAUAAUAUUGGUUUUAAUAUACUUAAUGAACAGAAAAGCUAAAUCAUGCAAGCACUACAAUUAUCAGUUCAAUAAUAAAAGUAACAAUACAUUCAGAUUGCAAUCAUCAGUCAUGUUGUCAAUUUCUCCUCCCAGGUGAUCAAAGAGUCAGUGCUGGGCUGCUUGCUGGACUGUUUACCUGCUGGGGUCAACAGGGAGAGGAUCAGCUGUGCCACUAUGAAGGAGGCCUAUGUCCAGAAAAUGGUCAAAGUCUUCAAUGAACAUGACCGCUGGAGUCUCAUCUCACUGUCAAAUAACAGCGGGAAAAACCUCGAGCUUAAAUUUGUGAGCGCGCUAAGGCGGCAGUUUGAGUUCAGUGUUGAUUCCUUCCAGAUCAUUCUGGAUCGUCUCUUGGAGACCUACAUGCAGCAGGACUCAAGGCACAAAAACAAAACUGGCGAGCUCAAAGACCGGCCUGCAGACCAGCAGACCGAGAAAGAGCAUAAAGACUCUCCCUCUCUCCUUAAACAGGCCAGCUGUUCAGAAACAGAGAGCCAGACUGGUAGGGACUUACCCAGCAAAGACAAGACCCCACCCAGUCUGACACUUCAGAAAGACAAGGUGCAUGAAAAGGAGUCCCAGACAGAUCUCUCGCAUCAAACUGAACAUUCAAACCAAACAAAACACACUGAAGUUGAAGAAGACAAAAAAGUAGAAACAUCUGUGGAUCUGGAAGGAUCAUCACAACACAAAGAAAACCUCAGUGAGACAGACUCCCCUGACCAGACAUCCCUUAACCUUUUAACAGAAAAGAAGCAAAACUCAGAGAAAGUUGAACCACCAACUCAGACUGAACUCAGACACGGGCCUCAGUUGUUGGAAAAAAAUAAAAACUUGGCAAAUGUAGAGCAAACUGAGCCCUGUGAUAUCCAACAACCACCACACUCAGAUCACGAGGAACUGUCUGUUCUGACAGACCAGAAACCCCCCGAUGAAGAGAGAGAACUCACAGAGCACACAGAACAGACUGAGUCGCCAAAAUCCUCCAAUGAAACCCAGGAAGAGUCACUAAAUCUUGCAGAAUUGCACAGCACAGACUUCUCUAAUUGUCUCACUGAGGAUUCGAGCAGAAAUGAGACAGAUAAAACACCGUAUGUAUCUACUCCAGACUCGAGCACAUCUUUACAUGCAAAGAUAGAGACACAGCCAGCAGAUGAAAGCGAAGUUGAGACAGAGACACAGGAACAGACAGAGAGCAAAAAUCAUACCGAAAUCAGUGAAAUGGCAGAGGAGAUUUCCGCAUCAGAAGCAAAAAAUGUAGAGGACACCGAGGGUAUUGAUCGCUCCUGCUCCAACUCCUCCAUGUCUCUUACACCUCACAACACACAGCCUCCUGGCACACAGGACGCACAGGAGAUUUACAGCACACUUCACACAGAUGACUCUCCAGAUAAAACACCUAAAACACUUGAUGCCCUCAGUCCUCCAGAUACUCAGGAUAUUUUAUCUGCACCACCAAGCCUUGUUUCUGACAAAAAGACCUCUUCUCCUUCUUCUUCUUCUUGUAAGGCCACAGAUCGUCUGUCUUACAUGGUAGUGCUCAAACACUCUUCUCCUAAACCUCCACGGAGGAUGUGCAGGAAAGUUACCCCCAGUCCAUACCCCAGUCCAUUUCCUGACAGUGAUUCUGUUCAAGAUACCUGUCUAGAUUCAAACCUCUGCUCUGAACCUGGUAUUGACUUUAAUUCCAAGAGAACAACUCCAAGUUCAGACCCUACCACUACCCCAACAGCCGGUGUGUCUGAUGAAACAGACCCCAGGCCUGAACCCAACCUUCCAUCAAAUCUAGAUCUUACCUCAGCUCCUGAUCCUGCCCCUGAUAUAUCUCCCCCUUCUGUGGGUCCCAUGUCUGCUUUACCUCAAGAGCUACAGCUUCCUCAGUUGAUCUCAGAGAGUUCAGAUGAGACAAGUAUUCAGGGCUUAGAGGAGACUCAGUCUACUCAUGUGGCUUCUGAAGAGCAGAGCCAGACCUCCCCUAGAGAACCUGUCCCUGAACCCAAACAAUCAGAGCCUCCUGACCCAGAGGAAACAUUAGUUUCACACACUGAUAUGUUCAAUACAGCCACACAAGAUCCUGCACAUACCUCAGAAACUGAGCUCAGUGGUGAGGAUGACAGACAAACCAGAAAGUUGGGCUUGGAUCAGGCAGAUGAAAACUCUCAAGAGACCACACUUAGUUCAUCAUCUUCCUCUGACUGUGUUACCCCUCCUGUUUCCUGUCUCCUCCCUCCUGUGCUCAGUCUUUCCCCACCCUGCUUCACUCCCUCGCCCCCAAGCCUCAGCCCCCCUCAGUGUGCCACCCCUCCCUCUCACUGCUUCUCGUCUUCGGUGAUGAGCACUGUCAGCCCCGCUACUAGCUUUAGCUCUCCGCCCCUGAGUGUCAGUCCUACCUCAUCCUGCCUCAGCUCACCUCCUUACCUGACCCCUCCCAUGCUUAGCCUCAGCCCCCCUCCACUCUGUCUCAGCCCGCCGUCUCCCUGCCUCAGCCCACCCCUCCUCUGUCUCACUCCUCCAGUUGAGUCAGAGGACUUUGUACCUCAGGUAUCGUCAGACAUAGAGUCUUUGAUGCUGAGCGCAGACAGCGAGGAACCAGUUACCGAGGCCUCCCCUCAGCCAGGAAUUCCUCUCCUAGUGUUGGAGGAUAAAAAAGAACCAGAUUUUAUCUCAUCAUUGCCUCAGGUUGCAGAGCCUGUCUCUUUUCCAAUCACAAUCCCAAACCCAACCUCACAUGUGCUGCCUCACUGUCAGGCUGAAAACCCAGAGGAAUUUGCUAUUCCACCAGCAGAUGAGGUAUCCAGCUCCAUGCUUGAGAACAAAGAGGCCCCCAAGGUACCAGCAGACAUGCCUGAACAGAGCAACGGUCCCCAGGCAUGCAGUGUGGUCCCUGCCGUUGAAGUCUUGGCAGAGAGCAUGUAUGGUGACUUUGAGGCAGCCAUGGACCACCUGCGCUACCGUCUGAUAGCUACAAGAAACCCUGAGGAAAUUCGAGGUGGUGGCCUGUUGAAAUACAGCAACCUGCUGGUCAGGGACUACCGCCCUGCCAGCGAGACUCAGAUAAAGACAUUGGAGCGCUACAUGUGCUCACGCUUUUUCAUCGAUUUUCCUGAUGUGCAGGAGCAACAGAGGAAGAUCCUGUCCUACUUGAAGAACCACUUUAUCGGAGAGGAAAGAAGCAAGUACCAGUACCUGAUGACACUGCGCCGUGUGGUUGAUGACAGCACUGUGUGUCUGAUGGGACAUGAGCGACGUCAGACACUGAACAUGAUCACAGUGCUGGCACUGAAGGUUCUAGGCGAGCAGAACAUUAUCCCCAACACAGACCAUGUGACAUGCUUCUACCAGCCUGCUCCAUACCUUGCUGAGCACAGUGCUCCCUAUUUAGCAGAACCCAGCUACUGCAGUUACUACAUACCACAGGGGGGAUCAACUCUGCUUUACCAACCAUACCCGCUGCACCUGCAUACACAGACCGGACUAGUCUGAGACAUACAAACACACAUGUAAUCACAUCAAACCUACAGUCAAGGAGGGAGGUGCUUGCCUUGAAGGGAAACUGUUGAAUGGAAAUGCAAUCCAGGGAUUAAGUGUUUGGUCUAUAAUAGACCUAUGGGGGUGGGAAUGAUCAGGUUUUCAGUAAACUCCCCAUGUUCUCUGUAAGGUUCUAACAUGAUUAUGUGUAAUUAUCCGGGCUUUGUAGGAAAGUAAUAAUUCUUCCGAUAUUGUUCAAAUUCCAGAAAAUGCUGUAUGCACUGCAUGAGUCAUAGCCCUUUGGUCUUCUUAGGAAGCCAGCUGAGCUGUUGACAUUCACACACAUGCACAGACAUAUUCACAAACAAACAUGGACACACACAGACACAAACACCCACAAACACACUUCCAGGUUCUUGAAAUCUUGUAUACUCUUUUCAUGUUCUUACUGUGUUGUUCUUGAAGGGUUUGUUCAGAAUGUGGACCUUGCCUGUGGUUAAUAUCGUGCAUGGAUAAAUUAGGACUGUUCUCUCACUGCCAAAUACUGUGUGACUACUAUGCUUCUUAAACAGUUUAAUGUAACUUUGUUAAUCCUUUACUAAAUGGGUGUAUUCUAAAGAAAAAAAACGGAGGGAUAAGUCUGUACAGUACUUUUAGCAGAACAUUCUCAUGCAUGCACAACACAAAUACACACACAUGAGCAGGCAUACAUACAGUAUACUGUAUGCACAUUAAUACAAUGCAUGAGUAGCUUAAUACAUAGAUAACACCCUGAAGUCAGAGCAAAGGCUUUUAAUUUAAUAAAAAUUGAUCUAUUUUUGCAAGACUUUCCAAGAAAAUACUCAGUGUUAAUCAGACUGGUUAGUUCCUACAGAAAAAUGCCAACUACAUUGCCUUUGCAAUAGACUGUACAGCAUAUUGAUUACAGUAUAUCUUGUGCGGAUCAACUGCAUUGUUUUCAGGUAUUGUGUUCAGAUGUAGUGCUUGAUUCUUUUCCCUUGUGGAGUCUCUUCUGUAAUCAUGUGAAGUACUGUACUAUCUAGUGUUGAUUUUUUGAUGCUAAAGUGUACUCUAUGGAGGUGGUCAGGUUAAAACCAUCUUUGGGUCAUCUCUUAAAAAAAAGGGCAGAUGCAGAGUCAAUCCAACAAAAUUAAAGGAAGUACAUUGAAAGUCAUCCAACAAGUCAGCAUCCUCUAAAUCGCUCCGUCAGAAUCAACAUGGAUCAAGUUCAAAUCCACCUCAGACCUGUUUGAAUCUCAGUUCAAAGCCGUGCAACAGCAACUAUGACCAAAGAUGGUUCGGUAGGGAAAAUCAAGUGCCUAAAUGUGAGACAUCAUUGGCAUGUCUUUAUCUCACUGCACUGGGGUGUUAAUGGGGUGGGCUCCGGUCUGGGUUGGGUAUGUGUUCUGUUUUUGACCCCUGUUAUUGCUGCCCAUUUUGAUGUCUUCUUUAAUGUAGUCUUUUGUUGUAGUUUAUUCAUGUAUAUUUUGAUAAAAUAAACAAAAACUCAAAAAUCUACA
This is a messenger RNA of Xyrichtys novacula (pearly razorfish), 8135 nucleotides long. The record is from the annotation of a GenBank genome assembly. Lineage: Eukaryota; Metazoa; Chordata; Actinopteri; Labriformes; Labridae.